Molecule: messenger RNA, 164 nt
Organism: Paraglomus brasilianum
Lineage: Eukaryota; Fungi; Glomeromycota; Glomeromycetes; Paraglomerales; Paraglomeraceae
Source: the annotation of a GenBank genome assembly
UCUUAUCUGAUGUACUGUAUGGUUUGGGUGGGGAAUAUAGUCGCGAUAUUGUGGAUUUGGGCUGGAGAUUUGAUUACGCCAAAUGGCUUGUAACCAAGUUCGAGCAAGGGGUACAGUUGUUGCAGACUUCUGAGAAGCGUAACAUUAAAUGGUUUGAUCUGUAG